UGGACCUGGAAGGCAGAACUGGGAUGGUGGAGAAGAAGGUUCUGGAUUGUGAGAAGACGACAGGGGAGAUCAGCGGCCGGCUGGAGAGCAAGUGGGCCGCGUUGGGGACCCUCAUUCAGGAAUAUGGCCUGCUUCAACGACGCUUGGAAAACAUGGAGAACCUGUUGAAGAACCGUAACUUUUGGAUCCUGCGCUUCCCGCCAGGCUCCAAGGGCGAGAUGCCGAAAGUGCCGGUGACCUUCGACGACAUGUCUGUCUACUUCAACGAGAAGGAAUGGGAGAAACUGGAAGAAUGGCAGAAGGAACUCUAUAAGAAUUUGAUGAAGGGCAACCACCAGUCCUUGGUCUCUUUGGAUUAUGCUAUUUCCAAGCCAGGCGUCUUGUCCCAGACCGAGCGGGCGACCGACUCAUGUCACAGGCACGAUCAGGAUUCGGAACAACAGAGAAGCCUUCCCGAUGCCACAGCAGCCGGCAUCAGGGUGGUGAUCAAAACAGAAGAGCCUCAUUCCGACGAAUGUCCUGGAGACUUAGAGCCACACCAGAUGUCUGGGAGUUCAGAGGGAGAUUUCCAGGGCCUGGACCCUGAAGC
Thamnophis sirtalis is the source of this 589-nucleotide messenger RNA. The record is from RefSeq and is a predicted model, not a curated record. Lineage: Eukaryota; Metazoa; Chordata; Lepidosauria; Squamata; Natricidae.